GUUUUUUUUAAAGGCUUUUUUUCUUCAGGCGACAUAGAUAUAUCGAUCAACUCGUUUUGAUUAUCCAUCUUAGUUCGUCCUUUCAAGUUAAUUUCUGUUUUCUGCUUUAAUGGAGCAAAUCCACCUAAAUUUUCUGCUCCUGCGUCUGGCAUAGGAAUAUCCUCAUUAUACGUCUCCAUUUCUGACUAAAAAAGAACUGUUAGUACAACUCUUUUUUAUUGAACAUGAAAAGCAAAAAAGAAUUGAUUCCAGUUACCCUUACAUACAGGAUAUCAUGAAUUUUCUUCCAAGUAUACAACAACACCGAAAGAGAAGUAGAACCAAAUCCUAUUCUAGGAUAAAAACCUCGCUAAUAAAACUAAUGAACAAAAAAAAACAUGUAUAUUUACGAAAAAGGGAAUGGAAGAGGGCUUUCGCAAAAACUUGAGGAUGGAGGACGAAACAAAGUCUUUGCAAGAUGAAUAGCACUAGCUAUAGAAAUGCGUUUUAAGGAUUCUGAAAACCAUUGGUAAGGAUAAAACAUGGUUUCAAUAGAAAAUAAAAAAGCUUAAUCCUGUUUGAUGAUCACUACUUGUUUUGUUUGUUUACUACGAUGUAAACAAACGAAGAACUCAAAAAAGCAAACGAAUUAUUCUUUGAAAUUCCUAAAAAGGGCUCUGUGAAAAAGGAAUACGAAAACCAUCCUCUUUGUACAAAACAAUUGGAUUUGCUUGAGCGUUAGAUUCUCUUAAGAGAGCCUGUUUCUUCAGAGAGGGUAUAGGAAACCAGAUUUUGAGAAAAUGUCAUUGUCUAUGAUCUAUUAAACAAGGAAUUUUUCAGAUUGUUACGGGUGAAAGUUUCGUUAAUAGUUUCCAAAAGUAAACAAAGGAUGUUUACAUUUACAACUCGACACUAUACAAGGCUACAUCUACAACUGAACAGGAAAUCAUCAAGAUGCUUUUGUUUUAUCUUCUGCGAUCCAUCUUAAUAGUGAUUAACAUGCUGAAUCUGCCACGCAAAGCUCAUUGCGCUAAGGGGGAUUUUUGGAGAAGCAAAGCAGAGCUUGAAGCGAGCGAAAAAGCAAAUGAAGAAAACAGAUAUCGUAUCUCUUCUUUUUGGUCUGUAGUUACCAAAAUGGAAGACCGAUCUCUGACUGGUUUAGACGGUCGAUACAUUGUUUUAGACAAUGAUAAACUAUACUUAGCACCUCUGACAAGAAAUUCCGAAAAGAUGGUAUUUAGAUUCAAUCUACAUCAUCGCGGAUUUCUGGAAAUUAAGAGUGGAAAACGUGCCUACAUUCCAGAAAAAUACGGGCCUUUGAUAUAUCAUUCAGAUCAUUGGACAAAUGGGUUCUCCAUUGAUGUGCAAAAAGAAGCCCAAGUUUCCUCUUACACACCAUUUGUGUUACAAUACCUCAAUUCUCCAUGGUUUUCAGCCUGCAAAGUAAGCCCCGGAACAUGGCAGGUGUUUGUAGGCAAAAUGAAUGAGCUGGAGCAUGGGAUCUGCUACCCAAUGCAAUUGAUAAUGAAACGAGAAGAUACCUGGUUACGAUUCAGUUUUAGUCACCGCAAGAAUCCGCUGGAUUGGAUUCUCGUACAAGAGUAUACAUAUUGGCCAGACGGUAAGCCAGGAACAGGCUCAGAAUCUGCCAAGGGUAGUAGCUUUGGAGUCAAACGAUAAAUACAAUUUUACCAACCGUUUAAGACUGUAAGGGAACGACGACUUUACCAGAAUCUACUACCUCUAAUUUCUGAAUCCAGAUACUGUUUGCUAGCAAUCUUUCAACAAAUUUUAUCCAAAAUAAAUCAAGUGAUAGUGG
Molecule: messenger RNA, 1798 nt
Organism: Schizosaccharomyces cryophilus OY26
Lineage: Eukaryota; Fungi; Ascomycota; Schizosaccharomycetes; Schizosaccharomycetales; Schizosaccharomycetaceae
Exons: 2
Coding region: 934-1659 (241 amino acids)
Source: RefSeq, a predicted model, not a curated record